CCCUUCCUUCUCCCACCCUCUCUUUUUCUGGCUUCGAGACUUUCUAUACACAGUACUAUAUGGCAUUGACAAACGUAUGAAAUCGAACGUCGAACGUCGUCGUCAUCGUUGUGUCGUCGUCGUUGUCGUUGAAAAACCUUCGUCCAAUUCGAGAAAUCAACGUCAACGCGUGUACGUCUCUCGCUUACGCGCGUCGGUUCAUUAACCGUCAUUACUGGCGCGAAAUUCAAAUUGACGCUCGCCUUUACGUUCGAAAAAUGAAGGAUGCAAUUCAGCCGAAAGGAACUAACAGCAUAAACAGUACUAAAACUAAACCAUCGUUAGAGAUUUAUCGACCACCAGGUGGAAGAACGGAAGGAACAACGGCGAACGUCACUAAUCCACGAUUAAACGUACAUGCUAAGGAGUUCACUAUGAAGCAGAACGAUUCGCAUCCAUCUAAGUCUCGGACGAAUGCUUCAGAGCGUACCCCGUAUUAUCUACAGCACAGCAAAUCGAGUGGGAACGUUCAUCGAUACCUCUACGCUCAGCAACAACAGCAACAGCAACAACAACUGCAUCAUCCUUUGCAUCAACAGAGACAUUCUCAUGGUAGCCAUCAUUCGAGCUCAUCGAGACAGGGACAUCCUUUAGAAAUGGUUGCUUCCAGCGGAAGUAUCUUACACGGUACAAAUAGAGUUCACUUUAACGUGGAUCAAAACGAAGGCAAAUCUAGCACACCAAAAGUAGGAAGACUUACGAAGUCUUUAUCCUUCGUGUCCACUUACGGUUUGAAACGUUCGAAAAGUCUGAACGCUGCUGAUGCUCUCGCUGCUAAAGCAAUUAAUAUCUCUGAUGCCUCGGAAUUAGGAAAGUUUCCAGGCCCUGUUCAGGACACCCUUUUAAGAGCCAUCGAUGAUCCAAAUCUAUUGAACGCACGGUCGCUUAUGGAACUCGUACGACAUAUAUUAGAACGGACCGUUGAAAAUCGUCGAUAUGCGGAACCAGCGGCAAAGAUUUGCAUUACUAUAAUAGAGAAAGAAAGCAAGGAGACCUUCUUGGAAUCUCUCUUGAACAUAUGUCAACAAUGGUACCAAGAUCGUGCGAGAAUACUUCGAGACGAAUCAGGUUGUCACCGUUACUCGGCCUUCAUGAUGUUCCUCAACGAGAUGUACUGUCAGCUGAAACGACGGCAACUUCAACUCAAGACGCAACAAGAAGGAGUACCGCCAGGCCGUGUGCUUCUCACAUUACUCUGGAAAUGUUGUCAGGAUUGUUUGCAACCACCGGUUGUAAAUUCUCUCGCUGAGACGGAUUGUCUCUUCUUCAUUCUCACCUGCAUCGGCAAGGAUCUUGAUGCCGAGUUACCUGCACAACUUCAACAACUUCUUGGAAGUCUACGAGACGCUUUUCUAGCCGACGAGACGACUCUUCCAUCCGUGAGGAAAACGCUUUUACAAUUGAUUGAACUCCAUGCCGCUCAUUGGCAAUUACCAGCGCCAGCAGUCGUCUACUAUUAUCCUGGAUCGACUUCCAAAUGAUCUUUGUUCUUUUUUUCGAUCUAUCCAUCCAUCCAUCCAUCCAUCCAUCCAUCCAUUGGUCUUCACAUUUCUUUGUGUGUCCUGCGUUGUCGGCGCUCGAACUCGCGUACGUGCGUUUAUUCACGUUUUAUUUUUUUCUACUCGAUUGAAAAAGUUUUCACGGAUUGAUUCUUUUAACGGACCAUUCGCUCUCUCUGUCUCUCUCUCUCUCACUCACUCAUUUCCUAUUCUCUAUUUUCUUUUAUAAAUCACGACAAAUGUGUAUGCUAUAUAUAUAUAUAUAGCAUAUAUAUAUAUAUAUAGAGCAAUACGUAUAGCAAUCGUGCCAUUCGCAAAAUAAUCCUGUGUUUUCUGAUAGGAGCAAAACAAUAAUCCUCGCUUCGGUGAAUCGAAAGGAAGAAUGCAUUUAAAAGCUUUUUUUCUUUGCUUCCUCCUUUCCUUUAUCAUUCAAUGGACCUCUCUUGUGACAUGACUUAUAUGAUGCUUAUAACAUCAAUAGCCGUGAUCUCGUUUAUAUAACGAAGUAAAAGCUCCCCUAUCUGUAUAUUUUUGCAUUUCCGUGGAUUAUAAAAAGCUCGCAUCAAAGAUUCUUCAUUGCAACCGUCGACGAUACGGAAUAUUGAAUAUCGAACGUUGAACAGGAUAUUAAAAAUAUUCUUUUCAUUAUAAAGAAUUUUGUUUGCUAAAGAGUAAUAUCAGGAAAUUCUUACUUUACUUAAGCAAAUCAUUCUAAAAUAAAAAAGAAAAAUAAAGAAAGAGAAAAAAGAAAAUAAACAAAAUUAAAUGGAUAACUUAGACAUAAUAUAAGCUAAUGAGAAAUUCAUUAUUUAUUUACUACUCGAGUGACUUAAAAAAAAAAAAAAAAAGAAAUCAUUGAAGAUAACGAAUGCAAAUAAUUUCUUUCAUUUUACAACCCGUUAUACGAUAUAUUAUACGAGUAUAUUUAUUUCACGAUAAAACGUUUCUCAUAGAUUUAGACAAGUAACAAGAGUUAUAACGAAAGAAAAUAAGAAGCAAUGAGGUGCAUUGUAAUCUUGUAAUUUGAUUAAGUAAAUCAAUAUUGAAUUAUAUAUGCGUAUAUCUAA
Molecule: messenger RNA, 2605 nt
Organism: Vespula vulgaris
Lineage: Eukaryota; Metazoa; Arthropoda; Insecta; Hymenoptera; Vespidae
Product: CBP80/20-dependent translation initiation factor
Exons: 9
Coding region: 258-1520 (420 amino acids)
Biological process (GO): regulation of translational initiation
Cellular component (GO): cytosol
Molecular function (GO): RNA binding; protein binding; translation activator activity
Source: RefSeq, a predicted model, not a curated record